CUUACCUCUAGUCUGAGUGACAGACCUAUCUUCUAAUGCAUCGGAAGACAUCAUAACUUUCUCAUGGGAUGGUACGCGGUCAUUUAACGAGCGGAACUUACCGACAAUACCGUCGUCUGAUGUAAGUGAAGGCACAGCAACUAGUACUGAUUGUUGUGCUUUUUGGCACCUAAAUUGUUGCGAUAUCAGCGCACAAUGCAUAUCCACGUGUCUAUCUUCUUCAUUGUUCUAUGGUCCGUGACCGCUAUAUGGCCACAGCCUGUCGAGUGGUCUGUGGGAACUCAAGUACUUUGGCUUGGACAUGCUCCCGAGGUCACACUUCGUUGCGAUGAGAAGUCCUUUACCCUCCGAACUCGUGGACUCCAGCGGCUAAUCCAGUCUCUUGUGAGCUUCAUGGACAAUGUGUUCCGUCCUCCUCAAGCUUCCUGGGGCCUUUUUCAGACACUAUCAGACAUCGAAGGUUGGCAUGGAGGCAACAAUAAUUUCUCCGAGAAUUAUAUUCUACACAAGGCGGCAUUCGAGGCAAUGAACUCGAUGCAAAACUCGAAGUUCGUACCGUGGAAAUUGCAUGAACGCAAUGAACUCUUCGAGCCACUUCCUGAUGCCCCACGUCAUGAGCUCUCAGCUCUGCAAAUACAGCUAUCCAGUUGUCCCGCUAAAAGCACGUUCAACCCGGAUACAUUUUUUGACGGAGAUGAGUCUUAUGAACUGGUCAUGACCAAUGAAACAGCCAUAUUGAGAUCAAAUUCCACUCUUGGCAGUCUCCGAGGCCUCCAGACAUUCAGUCAGCUAUUCUACGCACAUUCGAGCACGUCUGGCGUCUACACACCUUACGUACCUUUACAAAUUGCAGAUCGCCCCAGAUGGCGGCAUCGCGGGCUGAGCAUUGACGUAGCCCGGAACCCAUUCAAGCCACAGGACCUGAUACGGACCAUCAAGGCGAUGGCUGCGACGAAAAUGAGUCGUUUGCAUGUGCAUGCAACAGAUUCACAGAGCUGGCCUCUUGAAAUCCCUUCUCUGCCCGAACUUGCUCGUAAGGGAGCCUACCGACCUGAUCUGGUCUGGACGGCCGAGGAUUUGAGAGAUAUUCAGCUUUACGGCGCAUCCAAGGGCAUCUCUGUCUUUGUCGAAAUUGACAUGCCGGGACAUACGGCAUCAGUCGCACACGCCUUCCCAGCUCUUAUAGCGGCAUUCAAUGAACUCGACUGGUCUACGUUUGCUGCAGAACCUCUCAGUGGGCAGCUGAAGCUGAACUUGUCAGCGGUCCAUGAUUUCUUGGAGGAUGUGCUGACAGAUCUUCUGCCUCGGACGCGGCCCUACACUUCGUUCUAUCAUAUUGGCGGUGAUGAAGUCAACAUUCCAGCAUACCUCUUGGACGACACAGUUCGCAGCGAUGACCCUAGCGUUCUACAACCCUUGCUGCAACGCUUUAUUGACCAUGCAAUAGUCCUAUCUACUAAACAUGGAUUGCAACCCAUUGUUUGGGAGGAAAUGAUACUGGACUGGAACCUGACCCUUCCGCUGGUCAACGGUACGUCGGACGGAGCAUUAGUGCAGGUAUGGAGGGACAGCAGCCGCAUCGAAGAAGUAUUGAAGAAAGGCCAUCGUGUCAUCUUCGGUGAUUUUAAGCAUUGGUAUCUCGAUUGCGGAUUCGGUGGAUUUCUAGAUCCUUAUCCGACUGGCAAGUCACCACCUGGUGUGCCAGUCAACACAACUGGCGGACGGCCAAGCAAACUUACAAGCCCCUAUCUCGACUAUUGCGCUCCCUAUCAUAAUUGGCGCCAGAUGUAUACGUACGACCCUCUUGCAAACAUAAGCGCCGACCUCAUCGCCGGCGUCGAGGGCGGAGAGGUCCUCAUGUGGAGUGAGCAGACCGACUCAUUCGACUUGGACAGCAAGUUGUGGCCAAGAGUAGCUUCUGCUGCAGAAGUGUUAUGGAGUGGGACAAGGCAAGACGAAUUGAUGGAAGAUGCCACCCGGAGGCUGGGGGAAUGGCGAGAACGCGGAAUCAUCGACCUAGGGAUCAAUAUGACACCAGUUGCAAUGACCUGGUGUCUGAUGAACCGAGGCCGCUGUAACUUGUAGUUAUAGACUUUCUAUUAUUUACUGAAUGUGUGAAGAUGAGAUGCGCGUGCAUUGGGUAUGCGUGAAGUGGUCUCUGGUGGUGUUGUGAUCGAGACGGACUUGACUUGAUGUGAUUGUAU
Messenger RNA from Exophiala oligosperma, 2204 nucleotides. RefSeq lists its product as uncharacterized. The coding region runs from base 196 to 2085 and encodes 629 amino acids. The transcript has 2 exons. NCBI's taxonomy places the organism in Eukaryota, Fungi, Ascomycota, Eurotiomycetes, Chaetothyriales, Herpotrichiellaceae. Gene Ontology annotation, cellular component: membrane. Gene Ontology annotation, molecular function: beta-N-acetylhexosaminidase activity. The record is from RefSeq and is a predicted model, not a curated record. Gene Ontology annotation, biological process: glycosaminoglycan metabolic process; carbohydrate metabolic process.